Messenger RNA from Peromyscus maniculatus bairdii (prairie deer mouse), 1425 nucleotides. The record is from RefSeq and is a predicted model, not a curated record. Lineage: Eukaryota; Metazoa; Chordata; Mammalia; Rodentia; Cricetidae.
AUGGGACAGGCUGUCGCCACCCCACUGAGCCUAACCACGGACCACUGGUCCGAUGUUAAGGCCCGAGGAAACAAUGAAGGUGUCAUUAUCAGGGAGAACAAAUGGAUCACCCUCUGCGAGGCCGAAUGGGUCAUGAUGAAUGUCGGCUGGCCGCGAGAGGGAUCUUUUAACCUCUCUCUUAUUUCACAGGUGGAGGGCAAGGUUUUUGCCCCUAGCCCUUAUGGGCAUCCCGACCAGGUCCCGUAUAUCGCCAUCUGGAGAUCACUGGUUGAGAACCCAUUUCCAUGGGUUAAGCCUUUCCUUCCACAGCCCCCUCCAGUCUCUGGGCCUUCUGCGCCCCCCAACCCGGACUCCUCCCUUUACCCCGUGCUCCCUCACAAGGAGACUCCUAAGCCUCCAGUCCUUCCCCCAGACCCCCAUACCCCCCUUAUAGAUCUCCUGACGGAGGACCCACCACCAUAUCAAGCCGGACCACCUGGAGAGCCGGCCGAAGCGGCCCCAGCCGCCGCCCCGGUGGCGGACGCAGCCCCGUCCCCCAUUGCCGGCCGCCUCCGCGGCCGCCGGGAUGACCCCCCUGAUGAGUCCAGGGCCUUCCCGCUCAGAGAGGGGCCGAAUCGUCAGUUGCAGUACUGGCCCUUUUCAGCCUCAGACCUCUAUAAUUGGAAACAACAUAAUCCCCCUUUCUCCAGGGAUCCUAUUGCCUUGACCGGCCUAAUUGAGUCCAUCCUAGUGACUCACAGGCCGACUUGGGACGACUGUCAGCAGCUCCUGCAGACCCUCUUAACAGUAGAGGAAAAGCAGAGAGUUUUCCUGGAGGCCCGGAAGCAGGUUCCGGGCGAUGACGGGAGGCCAACCCAACUCCCAAAUAUCAUCGAUGCAGCUUUUCCCUUGUCCCGCCCAGACUGGGACUUCAAUACACCUGAAGGUAGGGAGCAUCUAUGUCUCUAUCGCCAGUUGCUCUUAGCGGGUCUCCGAGCGGCCGCCAGAAGGCCUACCAAUUUGGCUCAGGUAAGGAAUGUGAUACAGGGAAAGGAAGAAAUACCCGGUGCAUUUUUAGAGAGGCUGAAGGAGGCUUAUAGGAUGUACACUCCGUAUGAUCCAGAAGACCUAGGGCAAGCACCAGGUGUCAUCCUAUCAUUUAUCUACCAGUCUAGCUCAGAUAUCCGAACCAAGUUGCAGCGGUUGGAAGGUUUACAGGCGCUAGGUUUGCCAGACUUAUUGAAGGAAGCAGAGAAAGUGUUCAAUAAGAGAGAAACUCCUGAGGAGCGUGAGGAAAGGAGAUGGCAGAAACAAGAGGAAAGGGACAAGAAACAGCAUAGGGAGAUGAAAAAGGUUUUGGCCGCCGUUGUGUCUCAGGGACAGUGGAGAGAGGGAGAUAGGUCGGGAGAGCGAAGGAGGCCACCCCUUGAUAAAGAUCAAUGUGCU